Molecule: messenger RNA, 1295 nt
Organism: Setaria italica (foxtail millet)
Lineage: Eukaryota; Viridiplantae; Streptophyta; Magnoliopsida; Poales; Poaceae
Product: 26S proteasome non-ATPase regulatory subunit 8 homolog A
Exons: 6
Coding region: 220-1047 (275 amino acids)
Biological process (GO): proteasome-mediated ubiquitin-dependent protein catabolic process
Cellular component (GO): proteasome regulatory particle; cytosol; nucleus
Source: RefSeq, a predicted model, not a curated record
CGCAUGCGAGAGGCACGGGGUUCGAUUCCCCGCACCUCCAUUUUUGCCUUUCUUUUAGCGCCAUGGCACGAAGUGCUUUCGUUCGUUGUCAAAAAUUCGCCUUUCGAGUAGGAAAACGUAUUCUUCCCGCGCACUGUGAGUCUGUGACUAGUCCGUCUCUUCCGUUUCCGUGCCGCAUCGUCUCCUCCCGCAAGAAAGAAAAGCCCCAAAACGGCGGGCAUGAAGCGAGACGCUGCUUCGCAGUCCAUGGAUUCGGAGCUGGGGGAGGCGACCUGCAAGCUCGCGUGGCUCAACUUCGCGUGCGCGAGGGGCGACAUCGACUCCUGCGUCGCCCUGCUCUCCGAGCUCAAGGUGCUCCUCACAAGGUUACCUAGCUUGCCACCAUCGUUUGAGAAGACACCUAAUGCGGUCAAGGAGCUGAAAAUCGCAAGGGCUAUCUACGAGAAUGCUGUUAUCUUGAGCUUGAAAAUUAAAGACCGUGGGGCACUUGAGAGGAGCUUGUGCCAGCUAAAAGAAUUUUACAUCAGUACUUGCGGUAUAAUUGCUCCAUCACCAAAUGAAUACCCAUUUCUGGGCCUUAAUCUUCUGAGGCUGUUGGCUGAGAACAGAAUUGCUGAAUUCCAUACUGAGCUGGAACUUCUGCCCCUGGAAGCUUUAAACCAUCCUUGCAUCAAAUAUGCAACAGAGCUUGAGCAAUCCUUUAUGGAAGGUGCCUAUAACCGAUUCUUCAAUGCUCGCCAGGCUGUGCCACAUGAGACAUAUGUUUACCUUAUGGACCUUCUUGCUGAAACUGUUAGAGAUGAAGUAGCUGAAUGCAGCGUUGAUGCAUAUGACUACUUGCCAAUCAGUGUUGCCAAGAAAAUGCUAAUGUUUAGAUCAGAUCAAGAGCUUCUCGAGUACAUAUCAGAGGAACAACCAGAAUGGGAAAUCAAGGAUUGCUCAGUUCAUUUUGACAUGGCAAAACCCAAGUCUCACAUGAACUUGCCAUCGUUUGAGCUGUUCAAGCAAGCUCUUUGCUAUGCACGGGAGGUGGAGCACAUUGUCUAGUUUGCAACGCGAAGUUGACUCCAGAUGUAGGCAGCCAAAAUGCAACGACCAAGUUAGCUGUUAAAAAUACAACGUUUCAUGGAGAAGGAUGCUUAGGUGGAUCUUUUGUUCUGUUUUGUUGUUUGAGGCAACGGUUAAGUGGAAUUGCCGCUUAAAAUGACCCUGAUGCGUGGUUCAUAGUUUCAGAACUCUGCGAUGUGUUAAUGUCAGUUUAACAAAUGACAAUGGCCAGACGAAAAACGAAUGCA